CACCCCCCUUCCCGACCGUUGGCCACCACCCUCCUCCCCCCCUCCCUCCGGGCAAUCAAUCCAAUCUGAUGCAGAAGAGCCAGGGACCCAAGUCGACGGCGCGGCGGCGCCCCCUGCGCGUCCUCUCCGGCAACAGGACGCCCCACCCGGCGCCGCCCGGAUCCCUCCGCCGCAAGCCCCCCACCGCUGCGGCCGCUCCCCCCUCCGCCGCCGCCGCCGCCGCGGCCGAGCCGGCGCUCGACCGCCUCCUCCUCGCCAGCUCCGCCCUCGCCGGCCUCGUCUCCCAGAUUGACAAAUUGGUCUCCAGCGCCCUCCAAUGCCAUACUAUAUCCACGAGAGGGGAACAAGAGAUAGAAUCCUUCAGUUGCUUCUUGUCAGACACUAAUUCUUCUUUGAAGCAAUGGGCCUCCAGACUUAAGCAAGCGCUUGAAGCUUCCCCAGCCAAAAGUGAAAAUGCCUCAAAGCACACCAUGGAAACCUGUUCAAAAUGUGUUGCGAAAGGGAAUGACAAGUUGUUUCCCAGCAACAGCAACUUACCUCCAGCAGGCCCGGCAGUAUCGCCUUCACAAGACUUGGUCUGCAGCAGCAGCAACAACUUACCAGAGACUGACCUGAUUGUCUCGCCUUCACCUCUUGUUUCAUGGCGUACUGGGGCAUGUAUGGUCGACAGUGGGAAGCAGUUAUUUCUCUUGACACCAUUGCCAAAAUCAAAAGCACGCUCAUCCAUGUGCCCAAGAUCAUCAAAAGCACAGUUGAGGACAACUGCCAGCAUGGAUGAGCUGAAUUUUCCCGAUUUACCUGUUUGGAAACUAACCAUUUCUGAUGACAAUAGUCCUGAUCUGGAGCAAAGCGUGAAAGGAAAGGAAGCAAGGGCUGGUGUUGCGACACCUUAUCCUAGCAAAGCAAAGAAAAGCUCAUCAGAAGACAAUCUAUUUUCGCCUUUUAGCUUCUCAAUUCAGAAGAGCAGGAGAGCACCACUGCCUACUCCAUGCCUGAAGACAGCAUUGCGAGGUAAGCAACAUGUGUUCUCACCGAUAUCGGAGGGCUCAAGUAAGGAUGACAUUCUCAGUGCUGGACCGACUGAGAGUGACAAACCACCAUCUGGAUCCUCUGAUGAAAUGCUGUCUGAUGAGAAGGAUCUGGCAUCAAGGUAUCCAGACCUGUAUGGGUUUAAUCAGCCUACCGGAGACAGACGCCGAAAGAAAGAAGCCGAUGUGGCUCUUGACUGGUUCUUGUCGCCCCUCAAGACCUGCGUGCUAAUGGAUCCAAGUCCAACAGAUGAUAAGCCUGUUCCCGUUCCAGCAAAGGAUAACAAAUCCUUGAUAGAAAGUCCUUGGGAAGGCUGGGAAAGCAACAAUAACCUGGAGGGAAGACGGAAACUUUCAGAUUGCAAUCCUAUCCAAACUCUAUCGGUGCAUAGCAAGGCCGUGGUUGGUACUCCCCGAAAAGGCCUGGAAAGCAAUAACCUGAAGGGAAAGCAGGAGCUUCCAGAUGACAAACUCAUCCAGACCCCAGCAGUGCAUAGCAGGGCCUUGGUUGGCACUCCCUGGAAAGGCCUGGAAAGCACCAACCUGAAGGGAAGGCACGCCGGCGAAACUACUCUCAAGAAGGAGCUCUGGGCAAGAUUCGAGGCGGUCUCGACCAACGAGCUGCACCUAGACAGGUCAGUCUUCCAGAAGCAAGAUGGGAGGAGAUUCAUCGACAUGCUCGAGGAGGCUGAAUGAUUCAGAGUAGCAGCAGGAGGGCACUUGUUUCUUUUUGGCGCUGUAGCUGUGGGAUUGCAGACUGAAACCCAUCCCUAUUGUCUAUAACGGUCUGUCGGUCUCCAUCAAUCAUGUAUGAGUGCCCAGAGCCAAAACUGCGGUGAUCAAUGGAUCAGCAACGGGUUCCAAGUCUCGCGGGCUCGCGCCGCCUUGUGUUCAAUAAGAUUGGCCGCGUCACAAAAAUAUGCAUUUUGUACUGAUUAUCUUGUGCAUUUUGCAAAACUGUUGUUGUGUAGACAUGGGCAGUGUUGAACUGUCGAUUCAUCGCAGUCACAGGGUGUUUGUUCUAUACUAGGAGUACAAGGAGAUCGGUGGCUAAUAAAACAUACUGCUACAAA
Aegilops tauschii subsp. strangulata is the source of this 2101-nucleotide messenger RNA. RefSeq lists its product as uncharacterized. NCBI's taxonomy places the organism in Eukaryota, Viridiplantae, Streptophyta, Magnoliopsida, Poales, Poaceae. The record is from RefSeq and is a predicted model, not a curated record.